Molecule: messenger RNA, 3430 nt
Organism: Juglans regia (Persian walnut)
Lineage: Eukaryota; Viridiplantae; Streptophyta; Magnoliopsida; Fagales; Juglandaceae
Product: putative pentatricopeptide repeat-containing protein At1g13630
Exons: 4
Coding region: 260-2767 (835 amino acids)
Molecular function (GO): protein binding
Source: RefSeq, a predicted model, not a curated record
GCCACAACAAAAAUCUGUGUCGUCUCUUUUUCCUUCUUUAUCACUGAACCUUCAAAAUUGCCGCGAAAUCAACGGCUCUCUAAAACCCUAAUCUCUCUCUCUCUCUCGCCUAUUGAACCUAAAAGCUUCUUCAAAUCCCAAGCCCCCUCUUAACACCUUGCAACUUCUGCGUCCCUCUCCACUCAAUUGUCCCAACUUUUCCCGAGAAACAAACAAACGAGCGAACUGCUCCUUUUCCUAAAACCCUAGCCCCCAGUCCAUGCUCCACCACCUACGCCAAUGGAAGAACUCUCUCCAUUUCCCAGCAAGAUUCCGAACCCUUCUUCCCCUCUCUUCCAUCCUCUUCACCAAACCCUCGGUCUCCGCCGCAAAGCUUGAAGACGAGCCCGCCAGUUCCUCCGCCAUUCCAAACACUAGCGACACGGUUGGAGAAAUUCUCGCCGGUUUAAGGAGCUUCGGCUUGAGAAGAUUUUUCCGUGGGGAUUAUUUUCGGACCGUCGUUCUAACGCUGAAUUGGACUCAGGUGGAUCAGAUUAUCGAUGUUCUGAGGGUUGAGAGUCCCGACUUUGCUGUGGAUUUUUUCCAUCUGUUAAAGGAUAGGUAUCAGUUUCGGCAUUCGAGGGCUUCGCGGUUCAUUGUUUCGCAUGUUCUGGCGGAGAAAACGCGGUUCAAGGAGAUGCAGUUGAUUAUAAAGCAAAUGGUGGAAGAGGAAGGCUCUGGUUCCGCACCUUCACUUUGUGAACUGCUUCUCAAUAGCUUCAGGGGCUGGGAUUCGAAUACUGUGAUUUGGGAUAUGCUAGCAUUUGGUUAUUCGAGAUUUGAGAUGGUUCAAGAUGCUCUCUUUGUUCUUGCCAAGAUGAAAGAUCUGAACAUGCAUGCAUCAAUACAAACAUAUAACAGUCUGUUGCACAACUUGAGGCGGACUGAAACCAUGUGGGAUAUGCAUACUGACAUCAAAGUUAGUGGAACUUUUCAGAACGAGUACACUCAUUCCAUAAUUGUAGAUGGCCUCUGUGAGCAAUCCAGGCUACAAGAUGCAGUUUCGUAUUUGCAGGAUGUCGAAGGGAAGGAUACCGGACUUUCCAUUGUUUCUUUCAAUACCAUCAUGUCAAGGUUCUGUACAUUGGGUUUUGUAGAUGUUGCAAAGUCAUUUUUUUGUGUGAUGCUCAAGUAUGGAAUUUUUCCGGAUUCAUACAGUUACAAUAUUCUCAUUCAUGGGCUAUGUGUAGCAGGUUCCAUGGAAGAAGCCUUAGAGUUCAAAAAUGACAUGGAGAAGCAUGGUGUAGUGCCUGAUAUAGUAACCUACAAAAUUCUUGCUAAGGGGUUUCAACUACUUGGUUUGAUGAGUGGGGCCUGGAAGGUCAUUCAAGACAUGCUGCUUAAAGGGUUUAAUCCAGAUCUAGUUACAUAUACAAUACUGAUAUGUGGGCAUUGCCAGAUAGGUAAUAUUGAUGAAGGCCUUAAGUUGCGGGAAGAGAUGCUUACUCGGGGUUUUCAGUUGAGCGUAAUAUCAUACAGUAUAUUACUUAGCAGUUUGUGUAAAAGUCAGCGGGUUGAAGAAGCGUUAAGAUUGCUUUAUGAGAUGGAAACUUUUGGCUUGAAACCAGAUACUAUAACCUAUUCUAUCCUCAUUCAUGGCCUCUGCAAGAAAGGAGAAGUCCAGAGGGCUAUCCAUCUAUAUGAGGAAAUGUGCUCGAGGAGAAUAUUUCCAAAUUAUUUUACCCAUGGAGCCAUUUUGUUGGGUCUGUGUGAGAAAGGAAAUAUAUCAGAGGCAAAGAACUAUUUUGAUAAUCUGAUAGCAAAUGACUUGGUGGAUGAUAUAGCGCUGUAUAAUAUCAUGAUGAACGGGUUUAUGAAACAUGGUAAUAUUGAAAAAGCCGUGUUAUUAUACAAAAGAUUAGUUAAAAAAGGGAUUACUCCUAGUAUUGUCACUUUCAAUACUCUUAUUCAUGGAUUCUGCAAAAACAAUAAGUUAGGUGAGGCUCGAAGCCUUUUGGACGUCAUCAGGCUUCAUGGAUUGGUUCCAAGUGUGGUUACCUAUACCACUCUCAUGAAUGCAUACUGUGAGGAAGGGAAUAUGCAUGGCAUGCUUGAAUUGCUUUGGGAGAUGGAAGCAAAAGCUGUUAUGCCUACUCUUAUCACUUACACCAUACUUAUUAAGGGACUAUGCAAACAGAGGAGGUUGCAAGAAUCUGUUCAAUUACUUGAGGAUAUGCGUGCUGUGGGUCUGUCUCCAGAUCAAAUAACAUAUAAUACAAUUAUCCAGUGUUUUUGUAAAGCUGGUGACACAAGAAAAGCUUUUCAGUUACACAAUGAGAUGCUACUGCAUAAUUUGGAGCCUACUUCUGUCACAUAUAAUGUCCUCAUUGAUGGUCUUUGUAUUUAUGGAGACCUGAGGGAUGCUGACAGGCUACUGGUUUCUCUUGAGAAUCAAAAGCUCAAUUUGACAAAAGUUGCUUAUACCACGAUGGUUAAAGCACAUUGUGCAAAGGGGGAUGUGCGUAGGGCAGUAGUAUUCUUUCGUAAAAUGGUGGAGAAGGGGUUUAAAGCAUCAAUCAGAGAUUACAGUGCUGUGAUCAAUAGAUUGUGCAAAAGGUGCCUAAUAAAUGAAACAAAAUAUUUUUUCUGUAUGAUGUUAUCGGAUGGUAUUUCGCCUGAUGAAGAUAUUUGUACAGUGAUGCUUAAUGCUUUCCAUCAGGAAGGUGAUCUAGAUUCAAUUUCUGAACUACUUGGUGAGAUGAUCAAAUUUGGAUUGCUUCCUGAUUAAUCCAUGGGACAUGAUGAUUUUCAUGCAUCCAACUGUUAGAUAGAACCUUUCUUGGCCGAUAGGGAAGUCAGUAUGUGAGGGCGAUGUCCGUCUAUGUCCUGUUGCAGGCCCUUGCGCACAGGCUUCAAAGGCAAUCCCACCACACCAGUUUGCAAAUGAAAAAACUUGCUGAAUUUAUCUUCUGGACAGUGCACUAUACGAGAAGUCAUUGAUAAUAUCUUUCAUCUCUGAUUCUUAAGUGAGACUAGUAUAUCCUAUAUUUUCAUACUACGCAUUUAAUUCUGUAUGCAUCUGUAAUUGUUGGUUACCUUGGUCCCUUCUCAUCGUGAUCUCUUUUCUCUUAAGAGUUUGGAAGGAAGAGCAUCACAACUAUCAUAUACUUUGAACCUGCGCGCCUAAUGACAUACUUCCUGAAACCAGACCUGAUGUGGUCUGGCACCCACUUUGGAUGGACUAACUGGAAUGGCGAAGCUAAUUAAUUAGUAGUUCACUAUAUGUGAGGUAUAAAUGCAAUAGGAGUUUAUUCUUUUCUUUUCAAACCAAACAUGAUAUUUAUAUUUAUAUCAUCACUACUUGUAUGGCAUGCAGUAAUGGUAUGUGCUGCUUCUAAUUUUAAGCAGCUCGUAAGAGUCUGAAAUGACAAAUUUACCCCUUUUCCUUGUC